This is a messenger RNA of Opisthocomus hoazin, 657 nucleotides long. Lineage: Eukaryota; Metazoa; Chordata; Aves; Opisthocomiformes; Opisthocomidae. The record is from RefSeq and is a predicted model, not a curated record.
AUGUGCCAACUGGAGCAGGCUUCGUGGACUCUGAUGGCUGCUGGGUUGUGGGUGGAGCUGGAGGGUGGUGGCACCACACUCAAGUGCACUUUUUUUCCUGCCGCAAAGGUGCGGAAAGCUUUUCUAAUACACGAGAGCCUCGAUUACCUGGAGGGCAGAGCUACUGUCUUUCACUCCCAUUGCCUCUCUGCGUGGGCCAGCACCAGUGCGGGAGCGAAGCCGCCCGUCGUUCUGGGCCACUUCGUCCUGCCACCCGCCUGCCUGCAAGAAGAAAUCAGAAGGAAAAUCGGUAGUUUUAUCUGGGAGCAGGCAGAUGAUUCACUUGCAGAACAGUCCCCCAAAAGCCCGACAGAAGAACCGGAGGCAGUGAGAGAAGGCCGUGAGGAAGAAGUGGAGGAAGAUAUGCUAGACCUGGCCGAAAGCGAAGAAGAAACGGGCUCCAGAGCUCCCACCCAGGGGGAACUCCCAUACCGUGCCCUCCACGAAUACCCGAUGAAUAACAUGAUAACAGGCUACACCUCCUCUCGCAAUAUGAAGAAGUACCUCGGGGAGCUCCGCGACUUCAUUCCCGGCACCUCGGGCUACACGGCGUACUGGAUUGAGAGCGAGAUUAGCAUUUACUCUGACGUGAAGGCUAAAAUGAAGAGAAAAUUCUAA